GGGGAGGGAGGUGGAGGGCGAGUUGUGAGUACGGCUAUACGUAGACCACCAUGUUUCCAGACAGUAAUUGCACAAUGUCGGAGAGCGCGUUUUAGUUUUGUGUACUUUUGACACUUGCAUCUACAAUAAAAUGCAUAAUACUAUCUUACACGCUCUUAUUAUGCCAAAUAUGCCAUAAUGGUGCCAAAUUUAUGACUUAGUGACCACUCCAAAGUUCAAUAUUGAAAAUUAAACAGUCUUAAGCGAAGAUAAAAAUACAUUACUGUCGCCUGCUUAGUAGUUUAGUUUAGGUAAGGCUCUUCUUACUUUCUAUUAACCAGGUCGUCACGCGCAUUUUAGUUUUUGUAAAUAUUAGACAGGAUUACGUCUCCGUUUUUCAUUUUUAUUUAGAAAAAACAUAUAUGCAGUAUGAAAGUGAGUAUUACACAUUAUAAUGGUGCAGAGAGAGAGAUAGUAAAUAGCAAUUCAGUUAGCGAUAGGGUGGGUGUUGUUGCGUAAUCCAUUCCAAGGGAAGUAUAGCUCUCACAUAUUCGAUGAUUUGGAGAGUAUUCCACUCUUCAAAGUCGAUCUGCUAAACGUAAUGAGCUAUUGUAGGAAAUAAUAGAGGUUCUGCUCAUAAUUUGAAUGAAUUAUGUCCAAUAAAGACAUAUAAGUCUGUCAGUCCAAAACGAGUUUUAUUUCUUCAUUCUUUGCAGCUUUUGUAACAUUUUGAUCUCGUGCCGCGUGAAGAAAAGAGUAAGAAUAUACGUCAAAAAAGGCUGAUGAUAUUCUGUCACUUAUUAUGAAUAGAAUAGGUUUCACAACGUCGUAAGAAUUUUUCUUACCUUCAAUAGUAACUUUCUUUUGACAUCCGGUGCUUGUGUUUUUCGCGUCGAAUGAGGGAAGCCCCAUUUCCGGUUGUAUCUCUCAUGGCUGGUUGAUUGGCAGGUGCUCGACCAAUGAAAAGGUCGUUUUCGUCACGUGGGGUGUGAAUUGUGCGUCACACAGCUGCCCGAAAUCUCCAGAUUUUUAGCGGAUGAAGGACUUCAAAUUCUGAACUGGUUUUGUUUAGCAGGGUAUCGAAUAUGUAGGCACAGAAAGCAAGGCUUCAAAGGCGCUGACUUCCUCUCGAAUUGUCUGAGGAAUCACCUCUUUCUUAACUGGCGUUAACCUUGUUUUGUGGCGCGGAGUUUACCUUCGGUUGUCGAACAGCACACUACACUGUGUUGAUGUUCUUUCGUAGAGCGGCGAAAUCUUCUGAUAUAUUGGGCACUGCAUUGCUCGUCUUCUCUCAACUUCCACGGGGAUUUUUUGUGCUAUGAGUCGAAGUCAGACCAGUACUAGCCUGAGAAGUACAAAUUUUCACACUGGGGGAAUGUCGUCGGGAUUAGCAAUUCAUGAGCGAGAGAGAGAAGAGGAACGACGACGAAGAGCAAAACUAUCAAGGCAGGCCUCUAACUCUGCUGAGCACCCAUUAUUUCCAGAACCCAAAAAGGUUCAGCCUUCAGUGGAGGAUGCUCUUCAGCAAAAAAUUCAGGCCACACUGGGGAAAUUUGACACUAUUGGAUCAUCUCUUCUUCGACAUGGCAGUCAUCUGCUAGGCAUUCAAAGACUACCACAAACUCCUGUAGAAGGUGACCAGAAGUUCAUCUUUGAUCCAAAGUUCAAAGACUCGAAGAACUGUAGUGAACUAAAGAAAACUAAGGCUGCAUUACCUAACAAACAGGCAUGUUUAAAAACUGCCAGCAAACUUUCCAAAGAAGAAGUGAAAAGUUUAAAAAAUCAGAAAGUCGAUGGCAUUUUAAAUGGUACUGGACAUUCAGCUACAAAAUCCCCUCUUGUGAUCAACAAGGCACACAACACUAAUGCUUCAUCUAAGAACUCAACCUCAUCACAUUUGAAGUCUCCAACUCUUAAAGAAACUACUCCAUCCAAGUCUGGUGAAACAAAAAAGACCCUAUCACAUUUGAAGUCUCCGACUGUUAAAGAUACUACUCCAUCUAACUCAGCUGAAACAAAAAAGACUCUAUCACAUUUGAAGUCUCCAAGUCUAAACGAAACUACUCCAUCCAAGGCAGUUGAAACAGAAAAGACACUAUCACAUUUGAAAUCUCCAACUCUUAAAGAUACUACUCCAUCUAAAUCAACUGAAAUGGAAAAGGCUGAGGUUAAGACUGUGGUUAAUGGUGCAUUUAAAUCUCAUCAAAGUGAUGGCAAGGAAACGGACAAAGGAGCAGUCAAAAUUAAAGGACAAAAGGAAGGCAAAAGCCACAGCGAAAGAGAGAAUGGCAAAAGCUGUAAAGAACAGACCAUUAAAGUCAGCUCUAGCAACAAGAGUAAACCUCCCAAACUCUCUAUGCCUGAACGGAAUCUUGCUGCAUCCUCAGUGGAGCAGGAAAAUCAUCCUGUGAAUGAACCAACCAACGUGGAAAAAAUCAUUGCGGAGAUGCAGCAGGUUGCACCACCUCUCACGGGAAUCCACACACCCAUCAAGGGAGGAAACUCUAUCUUUGCAUUUCACAGAAAUAACAUCCAGGAUAACUCGGUGUUACCGGUGUUGCCAGUUAAGAGGAAACCUAGCGAAGACACAGAGGGUAAAAAGGACACCUGUAAUGGAGUGGUUCUGCUGGAUGAUGACUUGAUGCUCACUGAUGAGAGUGAUGAUGAACAUGAUCACCAAGCUAGUUCACUGUCCAAGACUACCAAGGAUACACGUCAUCGCUCACACUCAACAUCUUCAAGUGGAAGUAGUAGCGAGGAUAGUGAUUCAGACAGCAGUGAUAGUGACAGUGAUUCAAGUGCUUCAGAUUCAAACAAUAACACAAAAAAUAAACCAGCCAAAUCUCCUGUUCACGUCCCUUCUUCCCCUCCCAAGCAUACAAGUGGAAGAAACUGGGGUUUAGAUCACUUAUUCAGUACUCUUAAUCAGUCUUCAACAUCACCCACCACUAAGACAAAACCAAGUCCAUCAGCAGCUAACACUGUGGGAGAAGAUGGUGUUCGGGGAAAUCAGGUCGCUCCUGCUGCAAAUGCAAAUAGGAGCUCCCUUAAUUCCCAUUUGGGUAAUCAUGUUAAAAGUGAGAAGAAAAGCCCUUUGCCCAUGGCUGUGGAGGAAAGUCUGGCACCAUUUUCAGCUGGUCUUCUUAGCAACAGUCCUGAACUGGAUCAUGGAGUUGAUAUUGAGUCAUUAACAGCAAAACUAGAACUUCCUCCUGAAACAGAUGAUAGUGCAGACCCAGCUAAACUUGUUAGUAAUGAGCUUGGGAAAAAGGACCAGACUGUUAAGAUUCAAGUUUCAAAGGAUAACAAGAAAGGAAAGAGGAGACCAUCCACUACAGGAUCUAAGAUGAAUUCUGGCCAAGAGAAAAGUCAUAGUGAAAGCUCUCCCAAGAAACUUUUGAAGUCUAAGACAGAUACCAGCUUAUCAAAAAACCCGGCCAGUGUCAAACUUAGUAAUGGCAGUGUUGAUGAAAAAGCAAACAAGGCUGGUGAAACAACCAGGUUAGCUGGAGGAAAAGUGACAAAAGAAUCGACAAAAAAGAAACCAGAAACUAAAAGUUCAGGCACCUCUGUUACAGGCAAUGAUACUGUAAAACCAGCCAGUGAAGUGGAUGAUGAGGACGUAAUCGUUGACAUUGUUGGUGUGGAGACUAGUCCAGGACACGAGAUUGCUAAGGCAGACAUUAAACCAUUUCCAAAAACAAAGGAAAGUGAGAGAACGAAAGGCAUCAAAAAUAAACCUGCAGGAACAAAUGGUCUUAGUAAGCAUGUAAAUGGUGAGAAACUUCAUGUGUUAUCUAGUUUGAUAUCCCCAAACAGGACAAAAGACAUCUUAGGGAAGAAUGUUGAAGUUACAUAUGAUGAAGUCAACAUGCCCGAGUCUCUUAUUGUGAAAAUUGACUUGUCACUUCUGAAGAGAAUACCCAAGCUUCCUGGGAAUGAGCUGAUCAAACAUUCAGCUUCAUCUCCCUCUGCUGAAACCAAUGGCAACAAGGAUGUGGUCACUUCCCCUGAGGUAAAGAUUACUAAAAGGAAAUUAUCAGACGUGAGACCAGUGGAACAUGAGACACCCAAGAAAGUGAAGAAUGAAAGUGAUGCAGAUUCUAACAGGAAUAAGUGUCGUGAACGAUCAUUCAGUUCAAGUAGCACAAGCAGUCGACAUUCUAAAGAAGGACAUAGGAAACGCAGCCCAAGCCAGGAGAAAGAUUCUUAUCGUAUCAAGCGCCAGAGACAUGACAGUGAAAAUAAUAAAGUUCAUGACAGUCCUUUCAGAGGUCUUCAAAAUGGCAGACUGAAUGAAAAUGGAGCAGAUACUGUAGAAAAUGGCUUAAAACCUCAUCCAUGCUCCAGUAACAAAAACAAUGAGAAUGACAACAAGCGAGAAACAGACAUUUCAAGAUUUUAUGACCCAGAACCUAGAGUGUAAGUGGUAAUUUGUUUUAAAAUUUAGUGAUUGAAAGUUUUAGUCCAACAUGUAUUUUGAUCUAGGAAUUUGUUGCAGGAGGCUGGUUUGUACUGGUUGACAUUAAUGUGACAGGGCUGUCAGUCAUUA
Messenger RNA from Orbicella faveolata, 4531 nucleotides. RefSeq lists its product as uncharacterized. Lineage: Eukaryota; Metazoa; Cnidaria; Anthozoa; Scleractinia; Merulinidae. The record is from RefSeq and is a predicted model, not a curated record. Gene Ontology annotation, cellular component: super elongation complex; nucleus. Gene Ontology annotation, biological process: regulation of gene expression.